GUAGAGCGCGGGCGAUUGCGGCGCAUGAGAAGCGAUUUCGAUCCGAUUUCAAGUGAGUUGCUCAGGAUUCAAGCUAGAGUUGUCAUACUUAGAAGACGACACAAGCGCGAGCAUUUGUUUUGACGAUAACUUUAAACGAGACGGACAGAGACAUUACUCAAAUUCAAAUCUGAAAGUAUCACAUGAAUUCUCGUAUGUGUGCUUCUACAGGCACACGUGAGGUAUUAGAUAAGACCAUGACCUCCGUUGUAAUGAUUUGUUUAUUUGUGCAAGCAGAAAUGUUAAGUGAUUAUAUGUAAUGCUAAACAAUCAUCGCAUAUUCCGGUGUAACAUCAGACUGGAGAGCAGCUGUUUGUUUCUUCACUGCGAACAAAGUAUGGGACAAUCCGACUGGCGACGAUUAAUAUAGGCAGGUAGUAAUAAUUAUAGUAUUGCCUCAAAUACUAAAGCUAUCGCAUUCAGUCAGCUCCUCCACUGAAGCGAUCGCGUCUGACUGUCCGUCCAUUUGUAAAGUAAGUUGCCCGCCCGCUCGUCCCUGGAUCCCGCUCAUGGGUGACGCUGGACCGGAUGGCGUGCUACUAUCUUGUGAUCAGCUCCACGCACCUCAGCAAUGGACACUACCGGAGCAUCAAAGGGGUUUUCCGGGGUCCGCUCUGCAAAAACACCGGAGGCGAAUCACCGGACUACGUUGAAAAAGAGAAAACCAUUGCAAAAGCCCUGGGGGAUUUAAAGGCUAAUUUCUAUUGCGAACUAUGUGACAAGCAGUACCAUAAACAUCAGGAGUUUGACAACCACAUCAACUCAUAUGACCACGCACACAAACAGAGGCUGAAGGAGUUGAAGCAGAGAGAAUUUGCACGAAACGUUUCCUCAAAGUCCUGGAAAGAUGAGAGGAAGCAGAAAAGAGCUCUGAAACGUCUGCACCAGCUCGCUCAACUUAAGCAGCAGCGAGAUGGUGAUGAUAGGAAAGAUCCAAAGUUAAAGUCUACAAUCAAAGAUCAGGAUCAAGUUAAAAUAUCAUCCGAUGGCAGUUGCAAGUUUCACACAAAACCACCUGCAUCUUCAGUCGAAGAUACAAUUCCUAUCACCACUGAUGUCUCAUUAAAGGCCUUGUCCUCCACUCAUACGCCUACACAUCAGCAGCCGUGCCAUGAAAAACACCACUCCUCACCAUCAAAGGCCUCUGCAGGACACCGGAGUCCUAGGGCAGGGGUCUCGUUCUGCUUCUCCAGGCGAGCUCAGCUGAAGCUUGACUCUUGUGCAUCUGUGUUUAGCGAUGGGCUCGAAGAUGCCAGUGACUCAAUGGAGCUCCAGCGCCACAGGCAGAGACUCGCUCUGGAGGCACUUUGGUCCUGCUCUAGCUCACCAAGAACCCCAUGUAAUGAUGACCGCGAUCUAUCCCAUGAUCCUCCAGCUUUGGACUGGGCAGAUGGGGACUCUCAAACAGUGCAAAUGGAAGCACAAGUGGAACAUGUGGAGAGCCUUCAAAUUCAGGAAAAUUACAGCACAACGGAGCUUGAGAAGUCAAACUGGGAGCCAGCUGGUUUAGAGGACAGAUUGGCUGAUGAGGGGCAGAGACCCAGGGCAGAAGGGAAUUAUGGGGGAUCAGAGGAGAGGGAAUGCCCCAGCCCCAAUGUUUACACAGAUGGACAGGGUACCAUGGCCCAAAGCCAACUCCAAACACACACUGACGCACACCAAAAUACAAAGAAAAACAGUGAACAGGAUUUUAUGCAGAAUGGGAAAGACUGUGUUUCAGAAACAGAUAUGGAAAACAUCCACCCAAUUUGCAUGGAUGUUAAUACAGAUCAGAGUAGUAAGGCUUUCCUAAAUGUGCUCGGUAAGGACGGGAACACUCAGAAAUGGCCUUCUGAACUCGUGCAGUACACCUCAGAUGAGCAGCGUGUAUCUUACAGUUGUAAUCCGCUCUGCUUCUUUUUCAAACACAGGGAAGGCAAAGAGAAGAGCACAAACCCUGUAGAGAUGGAGUUUGGUGUUGUCGAUCGACUCGCAGGCCAGGAUGACAGGACUGAGUCACAAACACACAAUGUUCCUGGAGAUAAAUUAGGCAUUUUAAAACCAAAGAGACCCAAACACAGGAGAAAGGGGAAAACUCGUAGGUGUAAAUUAGAUGCUGUCAGGACCCGGCAAGCAGCCUGUGCGCUUAAAACCUGCUCACAAACAGAAGCUGGAGAAUGCUUUGAAUUCCAAAGCGCCCCAACUGACGCGUCACAACAUAAGCAAGCACGCGCUGAGAGAAGGCACAAGCUUGGGAAGAGAAAAAGAUCAGUGAGAGAUGAAACUUCAAAUGAAAGUGACACCCCAGAGCACAGCCUGAAAAGCAUUAUCGUAAGCUUGCAUUCCACCCCGGCACGUAAAAGGAAGAAAUGUCAAACGGUGAGGGGGUUGGUGUCUGCGCUGCGUUUGGUGAAAAGGAGGAGGCCUUUACCUUACUCUCUACACUACACAGCAGGAAGAGGGGAUAAUUAUCGAUGGUAUGAUGAUGUUUAUGAGUCUAAGAGGGAAGUGGCCUCAACUCCCACUAGUGACAAAUCCGGGUCAUGGAGUGGACUGUCAGACUUGGCAUCAGAUGGAGAAUGGCCUGUGUACCACACAGAAAGAUGCACCACUUCACCAAGAUCAAAGCCUUGGAGAAAGGAACACAGUCGGUUUAAGUCUUACUUUAGAGAUUCCUCACCAAAUAUUCCUGACUAUGGUUACAGGCACAUGUCUGAUAGUCUGUGCAGAGAUUUUGAACAUACAGACUGCUGGGAUUACACAGACUUAUGCAUCUACAAUAAACAGAAAUAUUCAGCCGUUUGUAACAGCCCUAAUCAGAACGAGAAGUACGGCAUCAGAAGGCACAAAAGAUUUACUGAGGAGCAUAAAAACAAAGAGCACAGAAUUCCAGAAAAUAGCAGGUUGAUUUAUAGAGUCUACGACAGUCCUGAACCUCAAGAUGAUAUCAGGGACUGGUGGGAUGAAAACCUCAGCCCUAUAAACAGCAGGUACAGGGAUAGAGAAGAAUCUUCAUGGUCAAGUCCAGAUAGAAGUGAAGACAGGUGGUAUAAUAAACCAGUAUCUAUUCGUAGCCCCAGCUCUUAUAGUAGCACUAGCAUCUCUGAUCUUAGUGGAGAAUGGAUGCAUAAUUUGAAUAUUCGACCAUCUCCUACUAGACAGAGCCAUAAAUAUAGCAAUCGGUCAAAAGAAAGAGUAGUCAAGAACUCUAAUUCUCCUCUAAGAAAGGAAAGUCUUUCCCCUCCCUUAGCUCCAAGUAACACUGUAGCUCAGCAAGAUUCUUUAAAAUCAAGUGUAGGGCGGGAAGAUACUACCCCCAAAUCUACCCAAGUGUCAACAGACCGGUGCACAUUGGUUAAGAAGGAUAUUAAAGCAAAGAAAGUGAAUGGUCCUCUGGCACUUCCUCUAAUUGGUAAACUCCCAUCAAUUAAGAAAGGAGCAAGAAAAAUAGGGAUUACUAAGGAUACAAGUGGCACUGUAAGUAACCAUCUUCGAACAUCUACAAAUGUCCCAUCAAAUGUACAAGUUACACCUCAAACUGACAAUAAGGUUCAAGAACAGCACACAGAAGAGCAACAUUUAGCUGUAAAAUCAAACUGCUCUUUGUCACAAAAACAUGAACUCAGAGACCAAGUUGACAAAGCAGACACCACAGGGAUCUACUGUGCAAAAUGCACAACCCCUCCCCUUUCUGAGCAGCCAAUUACCUUCACCGAAGAAGAGAUUGAGAAGUACAGACUUCUCCAGCUUCAAGCCCAGCAGCACAUGCAGCAGCAACACCUACAGGAACAACAUGAACUACAUCACACAUCUGUGGACAUGAGCCAUACAACAUUAGCAGCUCCAGAACCGGCCAAUCAAACCACUCUGUCAACAUGCCUGCCAUACAGCAUACUCCAGCCAUCAUCCUCUUCCGUUACACCCCACCGAUCCCCUGUUAGCCUUCUUCCCCUUCAUCCUUCUCUGUCUCAGCCCCACUUUGUCCCCCAAAUUCCUUCUACAUUUCUUCCAGCACCUCCUGCCACUGUGUUGGCAGCUCACCCCCUCCAUCUGUUCCCAGCCUCAGCCUUCCACACCAUUCACCAUCACAUUCCUGGACUGACUCUCCACCCCCUACCACCCACCUCUUUACUACCCACAAUGCUAAGUCCAAUGCCCAUUGCCGCGGCUGCAGUGGCUGCUGCCAGUAAUCUCCAAUUCCACCCCCUACUACACCCUUUGUUUCGUAGCCAGGAUCUUCAGUGCCACCCUGGACCAUCUAGCUAGUACCGUUCAGAUUGAGAAUGGAAAGAAUAGAAAAGUAUUUCUGAUAUUUAUGUCCCCCAAGUGAACUUGUGAUUAGUUUUUUCUCCCAGCCAAAGUUCUUGUUGAGUAGUGAUUUGGUAUUUCACCUGUGAGUGUUGCAGUGCCAACCAACCCAAUGAAAUGGGUCAUUUUUCUUUUUUGAUUACUUUACCACUUAUCAAACACCUGCUGUCUCAAUGCAUCAACACAGGGCUGAACUUCUCCGGUCUCAGCGCACUGUGAACUAUCAGCAGUUGAGCCCAUUCAGCUGUUGGCUGAAAAAGACUAUAACCUGAAGUCAAGUCAGAACAUUAAUGCCUUCUUCAAUUAGUAAUGGGUAGAAUUUGCAUAUUUUACAUUUAUGCUGCCAAGCAAGUUAUUCAAAGGGUUUUAUUUAUCAAGGUCUUGGGGCCAGCCUCAACAACUGUACAAGUAUUCAUGAACAUUUUUAAGAGUAUGCAAUCUGAGGUGAUAACUGUAUUUGAUCCAGAAAUACAGCAUGUGAUUAAGUCAUUGUUUUUGGGUGAAGACAUAAAAUUAAAAAAAAAGUUUAAACCCAAUCAUGUUUUCUGUGUUGUUAAGUAGGGUAGAGUACGUUUGGAUACUGACUAUCUCAGCUGUAGUGUGGACAUGCAAUAAUGUUUCUCGAUCUAUUCAGAGUGUAAUAUCUUCAAUUGUAUUUAUGUAUUCAUACUUUGUAAUGUAAAAACAAAUAACAUGCACUUGAUUGUUGCAUACAUGUUUAAAGCACUUUUUAUUCGUUCUUAUUUUGGUAGAGCCGAACAUACUUUUAUCUGUAUGAUAAUGUCAUGGGAAGAAUAAUAAAUUA
Paramisgurnus dabryanus is the source of this 5131-nucleotide messenger RNA. RefSeq names its product zinc finger protein 804B (gene znf804b). NCBI's taxonomy places the organism in Eukaryota, Metazoa, Chordata, Actinopteri, Cypriniformes, Cobitidae. Gene Ontology annotation, cellular component: nucleus. The record is from RefSeq and is a predicted model, not a curated record.